Molecule: messenger RNA, 3060 nt
Organism: Mus caroli (Ryukyu mouse)
Lineage: Eukaryota; Metazoa; Chordata; Mammalia; Rodentia; Muridae
Gene: Slc22a8
Product: solute carrier family 22 member 8
Biological process (GO): transmembrane transport
Cellular component (GO): membrane
Molecular function (GO): transmembrane transporter activity
Source: RefSeq, a predicted model, not a curated record
AGACACAAACAGCUUGUUAGAGCUGAGCUGUCCUACUACAGCAGCUGCUGGACCCUAGGACAGAGCACAGGCAACCGCUGCAUCCACCUCCAGCCCAACUGAAUCCAGCUCCAACCACCAGUUUUGGUUCAUCUUGCCUGGUGCCAUGACCUUCUCCGAGAUUCUGGACCGUGUUGGAAGCAUGGGCCCCUUCCAGUACCUGCAUGUGACCUUGCUGGCCCUCCCAAUCCUCGGACUAGCCAACCACAACUUGCUACAGAUCUUCACAGCCACCACCCCUGACCACCACUGUCGCCCGCCCCCCAACGCCUCUCUAGAGUCCUGGGUACUCCCCUUGGGCCCAAAUGGGAAGCCUGAGAAGUGUCUCCGCUUCGUGCAUCUGCCAAACGUCAGUCUUCCCAAUGACACCCAGGGGGCCACCGAGCCAUGCUUGGAUGGCUGGAUCUACAACAGCACCAGAGACACCAUUGUGAUAGAGUGGGACUUGGUAUGCGGCUCCAACAAACUGAAGGAGAUGGCACAGUCAAUCUUCAUGGCAGGCAUACUGAUUGGAGGACCUGUGUUUGGAGAACUGUCAGACAGGUUUGGCCGCAAGCCCAUCCUGACCUGGAGCUAUCUCUUGCUGGCAGCCAGUGGCUCCAGUGCUGCCUUCAGCCCCAGCCUCACUGUCUAUAUGAUCUUCCGAUUCCUGUGUGGCUGCAGCAUCUCGGGCAUUUCUCUGAGCACCGUUAUCUUGAAUGUAGAAUGGGUACCCACCUCCAUGCGGGCCAUCUCAUCAACAACUAUUGGGUACUGCUACACCAUUGGUCAAUUCAUUCUGCCUAGCCUGGCCUAUGCCAUUCCUCAGUGGCGCUGGCUACAGUUAUCCGUGUCUGCUGCCUUCUUCAUCUUCUCCUUGUUGUCCUGGUGGGUACCAGAGUCCAUACGCUGGCUGGUUCUGUCUGGAAAAUUCUCAAAGGCCCUGAAGACACUCCAACGUGUGGCUACCUUCAACGGCAAGAAGGAGGAAGGGAAAAAGCUCACUGUGGAGGAGCUGAAGUUCAACUUGCAGAAGGACAUCACCUCAGCCAAGGUCAAAUAUGGCUUAUCUGACUUGUUCCGAGUAUCCAUCCUGCGCCGUGUGACCUUCUGUCUCUCUCUGGCCUGGUUUGCUACUGGUUUUGCCUACUACAGUUUGGCUAUGGGAGUAGAAGAAUUUGGAGUCAACAUCUACAUACUCCAGAUGAUCUUUGGUGGGGUUGACAUUCCCGCCAAGUUCAUCACAAUCCUCUCCAUAAGUUAUCUGGGCCGGCGCAUCACUCAGGGCUUCCUCCUGCUCCUGGCAGGAGUGGCCAUCUUGGCCCUCAUCUUUGUGUCUUCAGAAAUGCAGCUCUUGAGAACAGCACUGGCUGUAUUUGGGAAGGGAUGCCUGUCUGGCUCCUUCAGCUGCCUCUUCCUCUACACAAGUGAGCUCUACCCUACAGUCCUCAGGCAAACAGGUAUGGGUGUGAGUAACUUAUGGACUCGAGUGGGAAGUAUGAUGGCCCCACUGGUGAAAAUCACGGGAGAACUGCAGCCCGUCAUCCCUAAUGUCAUCUUUGGGACCAUGAGUCUACUGGGAGGCAGUGCUGCCUUCUUUCUGCUUGAGACCCUCAAUCGGCCCUUACCAGAGACUAUCGAGGACAUACAAGACUGGUGCCAGCAAACCAAGAAAACAAAGCAGGAGCCAGAAGCAGAAAAGGCAUCCCAGACAAUCCCGCUGAAGACUGGUGGAUAGGACCGUAGCUAAGAACAACAGAAUCCUCUUUCCUGCCUUCCAGAGACUGAUCCCAAGCAGGGCCCUUCCAAGGCUACUCGGGCACCUUAGGGGUUGGGUGGAGCCCCAGCUGAGUCCAUGCUCUUGGAACAAAGACUUCUGAGAGUUCAGCAAAAGUGUUACCUUCACCACCUCCACCAUAGCUCACAACACAGCCCUAGCCAUAUUCACCCCUGCACUCAUCCUCCCUGCAACCCAGGCCCUGCCAUUCUUCUCUCUACCCUCUUUGUAUUGGCCAUUUCCUCCAUUGUCCCACCUCCAUUUCCCUUUGAGAUUCCCUGGCAGUUCUAAUGGUUUCCUCUUACCUUCCCCAAACUCCUCCUUGGUGAGAAAUUUCAAUAAACCACAAUGAAGAACUCAGGCCAUGCUUCGUGGGAAAGAGGGCUGGCCAUGAUGUGGACAUGUGAGCACACACACAUACCACGCACACACACUUGUCCAUCUGUACCAUAUGAACAUAAAGACAUGGGAACUAAACUGCAUGCAAGCUGGCCUGCUAUGAAUGCAUACAUGUGUCCUAGUCUGCAGGUAUAACAAACUACCACAAGCUGGAUUGUCUGAAUAACAGAACUGUGUUGCUCAUAGUUGUAGAGGCUCGGAAGUCCAACCUGGGUCAAGGGAUCGGGCAUUCAGUGACUGGUGAGAACCUUCAUAGUGUGUCUCUACAAAGCUGGUUCUGUCCAGCUAUUUCAUCAGGCACUAAUCCAUUUCCUGAGAACAGAGCUGUGUUAGCUUUCUAUCACCAUGACAAAGUACCUGAGGUAAACAACUUAAAAUGAAAGUUUAAUCUGGGCUCUCAGUUGGAGGUUUUGUUCCAUGCUCACUAGGCAUUGUUGCCUCAGAGCCACUGCAGAACAUCAUCACGGGUAGCACUUGAGCCCUCUCCAAGGGUUUAUAUUCCCGAGGCCUGCUAAUCAAAUACUUCCAGAACCCUACAUAUUAGGGUUUCUAUUGCUAUGGUAAAACACCAUGAUUAAAAGCCUCUCUGGGAGAAAAGGGUUUAUUUCAUCUUACAAUGCUCAGGUUCCACCUCCUCAAAUCAGGGCAGGAACUGAAGUAGAGGUCAUGAAGGAACACAGUUUACUGACUGCUCCUCUUGGCACCACCAGCCCAGGGGUGGCAUCAGCCAUAGUGGGCCAGGCCCUGCCACGUCAAUCAUUAAUCAUGCCAAUACCCCACAGGUUUGUCUACAUGCCAGUCUUAUGGAGGGAUUUCUCAAUUAGGAUUCCCUCCUCCUAACUCGUGGUAUGUGACAAAAAAAAAAA